AAAUUAGCAAAAGAUUGCUCUCUCUCAGUAGACCCCAAUGAUGUUUUGUGAUAACAUCCUUUGUUUCGCAACGGCACCAAGUGUUACAGGCGUUGUCCCUGUGUAACAGGCGUUGUUACAGGAAUAUUAUACUUCACACGACAAAUCCAGUUGGUUAUAUUAAUUUUAUUAUAUGAUACAAAGAUCAGCAAUAGUAGCACACCAGACAGCAAUCCUACGGGCAUACAGCAAUCAACCAGACAACCAAAACGGACACACCCAAACUCUUACAAUCUCUUUUAUACUAUCCAACCACACUACCAUAUAUUACUACUCUCCAAAAUAUAGUUCCUGCCAAAUGAGCAUUUUCUUUGUUUUUACCAAGAUAUUUCCUGGAACUUAUCUCAAGGACUCUGGAAAUACAGGACUACUUUUGGCAUCAGAUAUGAAACUUCCUUGUUUCAAACACCUUGUCCUUAAAACAAGUUCCAGAUAAGUUCCAAAAAUACUGGCAGGAUCCAAUUAACCAACAUCAACAACAUAUGUAUCACUCAAAUGAAAGUAUAAAUGUAAAAACAACUCAAACUGUGUGUAAUAAAAUAUCAUAUAAAAUUCCUAACAAAAAGGUAUUUUGUCUGUCUGUAACACUCUUCCCUUGUU
Messenger RNA from Owenia fusiformis, 639 nucleotides. Lineage: Eukaryota; Metazoa; Annelida; Polychaeta; Sabellida; Oweniidae. The record is from the annotation of a GenBank genome assembly.